Molecule: messenger RNA, 1185 nt
Organism: Macrosiphum euphorbiae (potato aphid)
Lineage: Eukaryota; Metazoa; Arthropoda; Insecta; Hemiptera; Aphididae
Source: the annotation of a GenBank genome assembly
AUGGACAGUCGCGGCCGGAAAGUCAUUGUCUGCGACAACGGGACAGGGUUUGUGAAAUGCGGCUAUGCUGGCACUAAUUUCCCUGCUCAUAUAUUUCCAUCAAUGGUUGGUCGACCAAUCAUUCGUGCACACAACAAAAUUGGUGAUAUCGAAGUUAAAGAUUUGAUGAUUGGUGAUGAAGCUAGUCAGUUACGAUCUAUGUUAGAUGUCACAUAUCCAAUGGAAAAUGGAAUAGUGAGGAAUUGGGACGAUAUGUGCCAUGUUUGGGAUUAUACUUUUGGACCAAAAAAGAUGAAUAUUGAUCCAAAGGAAUGUAAAAUUAUGUUAACAGAACCUCCAAUGAAUCCAAUAAAAAAUAGAGAAAAAAUGAUAGAAGUGAUGUUUGAAAAGUAUGAAUUUAAUGCUGUUUAUGUAGCUGUUCAAGCUAUUCUAACAUUAUAUGCUCAAGGUUUGCUUAGUGGAGUAGUUGUUGAUUCUGGUGACGGUGUUACUCAUAUUUGCCCUGUAUAUGAAGAGUAUGUUUUACCACAUUUAACUCGAAGACUAGAUAUCGCAGGUCGUGAUGUCACUCGUUAUUUAAUAAAGUUGUUACUAUUAAGAGGAUAUGCUUUCAAUCAUUCUGCCGAUUUUGAAACUGUAAGAAUGAUGAAAGAAAAGUUAUGUUAUGUUGCAUACAACAUUGAGACUGAACAAAAAUUAGCUUUGGAAACUACUGUUCUUGUACAGUCAUACACAUUACCAGAUGGUCGUGUUAUCAAAGUUGGUGGUGAAAGGUUUGAAGCGCCUGAAGUAUUAUUCCAGCCACAUUUGAUAAAUGUUGAAGGCCAAGGUAUUGCAGAACUAGUGUUUAACACAAUCCAAACUGCUGAUAUUGAUAUGAGAACUGAAUUAUACAAACAUAUUGUGCUCUCUGGUGGUUCAACAAUGUAUCCUGGACUACCGUCAAGACUGGAACGUGAAAUUAAACAACUUUAUGUGGAACGAGUGUUGAAAAAUGAUACAACUACCUUAUCAAAACUUAAAAUCCGUAUUGAAGAUCCGCCGUUGCGUAAAGACAUGGUGUUUAUUGGUGGAGCUGUAUUAGGUGAAGUAACCAAGGAUAGAGAAUCGUUUUGGUUAUCACGCGAGGAGUACCAGGACAGAGGAAUAUCUAUUUUGGAUAAGCUUGGGCCAAGAGCUGGAUAA